This is a messenger RNA of Odocoileus virginianus texanus, 2668 nucleotides long. RefSeq names its product homeobox A13 (gene HOXA13). Gene Ontology annotation, biological process: regulation of transcription by RNA polymerase II. The record is from RefSeq and is a predicted model, not a curated record. Gene Ontology annotation, molecular function: DNA-binding transcription factor activity, RNA polymerase II-specific; RNA polymerase II cis-regulatory region sequence-specific DNA binding. NCBI's taxonomy places the organism in Eukaryota, Metazoa, Chordata, Mammalia, Artiodactyla, Cervidae.
UGGGGUCUUCUCCAUGCGGCUCGUGCUAUGACAGCCUCCGUGCUCCUCCACCCCCGCUGGAUCGAGCCCACCGUCAUGUUUCUCUACGACAACGGCGGCGGCCUGGUGGCCGACGAGCUCAACAAGAACAUGGAAGGGGCGGCGGCGGCGGCGGCGGCGGCGGCAGCGGCGGCGUCGUCCUCGGGAGGACCGGGCCCCGCGGGCCCAGCAGGCGCCGAUGCCGCCAAACAGUGCAGUCCCUGCUCGGCGGCGGCGCAGAGCUCGUCGGGGCCCGCGGCGCUGCCCUACGGCUAUUUCGGCAGCGGCUACUAUCCUUGCGCGCGCAUGGGCCCGCACCCCAACGCCAUCAAGUCGUGCGCGCAGCCCGCCUCGGCCGCCGCCGCCGCUGCCUUCGCGGACAAGUACAUGGACACCGCUGGCCCCGCGGCCGAGGAGUUCAGCUCCCGCGCUAAGGAGUUCGCCUUCUACCACCAGGGCUACGCACCCGGGCCUUACCACCACCACCAGCCCGUGCCUGGCUACCUGGAUAUGCCGGUGGUGCCGGGCCUCGGGGGCCCCGGCGAGUCGCGCCACGAGCCCCUGGGUCUUCCCAUGGAAAGCUACCAGCCCUGGGCGCUGCCCAACGGCUGGAACGGCCAAAUGUACUGCCCCAAAGAGCAGGCGCAGCCUCCCCACCUCUGGAAGUCCACUCUACCCGACGUGGUCUCGCAUCCCUCAGACGCCAGCUCCUACAGGCGGGGGAGAAAGAAGCGCGUCCCUUACACCAAGGUGCAAUUAAAAGAACUCGAACGGGAAUACGCUACAAACAAAUUCAUUACCAAGGACAAACGGAGGCGGAUAUCAGCCACGACGAAUCUCUCCGAGCGACAGGUUACAAUCUGGUUCCAGAACAGGAGGGUCAAAGAGAAAAAAGUUAUCAACAAACUCAAGACCACUAGUUAAUGGAUUAAAAGUGGAGCUAGAGGGCAACUUGAAGAAAUGCUUCAGAACUCGUUGCUUUUCCCAGAUAAUGGUUAUAAUGCUAAUAAUAAUUGAAGAAUGGGAAAGAGAAAGAGAGACACUGGCAUUUUGCUUUUCUAAGGGGGAAUCUCUUUCUCCUGUGGAAUCUACAACUCUUUUUAAAACUUUAAGAAAUGGUAAAGACUGCCAGUUCUCCCGCCAACUCCGACAGACCAUUAAAUGACAAACUCUAGAGUCAAACAUCAGCCCCCCAAAUACGCAAUUUCAGAUAAGUUUACCCUUUUACUGAAAUCUUGUAAGUAUUUAUGUGACCGUUAUAUUUAGGACACUAUGUUAUAUGAUAAUGAUCAAUGAUUGGAAAGUUGGUUACAAAUGCAAGAGGCUUUUGUAAACAUCUGCUUGUCUUCUGGGUCACCAUUACCAUCUCCUUUGCAUGUUAAGUGACUGCUCAGGUAAAUCUUAGUGAAAUUUCUACCAUUGUUGUAUAUUCUGCAAAACACAUCAUGUAUAGACUUAGAAAGGAAAGGAGAAAAAGGUACUGAAAUAAUGAUCUUGGACUAUUUUCUAUGAAGGGGCAAAGGGAGAGAAAGCUCUUCCGAGGAUCGUUUGUCUUAGGAGUAAGUAUAACCAUCGGAGUGAGCCUUUGAGGCCAUAGGAGAACCCCCGCUUGGGAAUGCCCUUCUGAUAAUAAUUUUUAAUUGUUUAUGACAACUUUUUUUUUUUUUGCGGCAUUUGGACAAUAUUUUCUGCCCCAAUUUAAUCUACUUCUCAAAGGAUUUGAUACACUUAAAAAUAUUUAAAUCAUCAGAUAAUUCACAGAAUUCACGUUAUGUCAUAUCUUCUGAGAGGUCCCACCCUAACAUGGUGGCCUUUGGUUUGAAUACAAUUAAUUUUUCACAUAAAUUGGUAUUUCCCAAUAUUUACUAAACAUUGGCUAGAGAAAUAAUUUUCUUUUUUAUUUUUAGAAAACUCAAAACGGAAAUCCAUUCCCCUAAAACAUUUAGAUGUUUACACUCUAUAUUUUUGAUCUGUUAAGGGAUUAGUAUUUUUUCCUUGUUUAUUGUGUUAUGAGACUGCAUUAGAAAGUUUAGGGGGUUCAUCUUCACAGCACGUCUUUAAUCAAGCAAUUAUUUCAACCAGCACAUUCAUUUUGUUCAUAUUCACUAUAAAAUGCUAUCUUGUAAAUAAAGACAUUCAGCACACUGUGAAAAUGUAUUUGUGCACCUGCUUUUCAAGUAUUUCUACUAAAAAUAUAGUUUAAAAAAGCCUUAGACCUGUAGAUAGUUGAUAUAGUGGUAUUAAUUAUGUUAAUAAAAUAGACACUGUCAUUAAAAUCUGAAGGAAAUAGUCAUUAUUUUCCUAUGCUAAACAUGCACUUCACAGAAAGAAAAGGAGCCGGUGGUUUGUCCUAUACAAACCAAGGACCAUUGUUUUCUAUUAUUAUUCAGCUUUUUUUUUUUGCUACAAAUUUUUUAAGCAAAGGGAGAAAUCCCUCACAACUAAAAUCCUAAAAAUUUAUAUAAGUGCUUUGAGAAGGUUAAAGUGUCAGGUAUUCUGAAAAGGAGAGAAAAGAAAGGAGGAGGAGAUAGUAUAAAUUCCCAGGCUCCCUGUGGAAAAUGAAAACCAGUUGUUUAGUAUCAGCGAUGCCCAGGCUGUCGUAUUUUAAAAUCUGCUGUUGGGUCUGCAUGUGUCUGAAAGGGCAGGUUUU